Messenger RNA from Contarinia nasturtii (swede midge), 1379 nucleotides. Its product is annotated as zinc finger protein 287-like. The record is from RefSeq and is a predicted model, not a curated record. The coding region runs from base 153 to 1379 and encodes 408 amino acids. The transcript is spliced from 2 exons. NCBI's taxonomy places the organism in Eukaryota, Metazoa, Arthropoda, Insecta, Diptera, Cecidomyiidae.
AAACUCAAACUCUAACCUCAUUCGUUCAGUUUUCUAUUGCGUACUGUGAAGCACGCUCACAAAUUCGGCGUCGGAAGGUCAUAAAAAGGUGGAAAGCAUCCAAUCCCAUUAUUUAAUAUCUCAUUAGCGGCAGGCAGCUAAAAGGUUUGCAAAUGGAUUCGGAUCCAGGCGAAGGAACGUUAGAUGGAAGGGUCAGACGCAAAAUGAAUGACCCCACAGCCGAAAUCAAACAAGAGCCCGAUGUUAAGGAGGAACCACCAGACGAUAUCGAGUUUAGUUUGAUCAGGACAUCGUCACCAGGAAUGAAUGAGGCGAAUGGCGCAGGAUUCAACGACAUUAAAUCAGAAAGCGAAACGGACGACGAUAUGGAACUGGCCAUCGAUCCAAAUUGCGUGAAAGAUGAAAUAAAGUGUGAAGAAGUAGAGGAGGAAGAAAUGAAAAAGCAUAAAUUGUUAUCAAGUCCAAAUGGAAGCGCAACGAAUAAUACUGACAACGACAACAAAAAUGGGCCAUCGGGUAUACCAAACGGUAAGAAAGGAAGACACCAAACAAGACCGAAAGGUAAAGGAAAGAAAGAUAAUCAGCCAACUGCUGCAAAGAAAGCGGCAAAGAAGUACCAUUGCACCAUUUGCAAUUAUGUUGCACCAUCCAAAAGUAAAUUAUUGAUACAUUCACGAGUUCACUCUGGCGACAAGCCUUUCGUAUGCGAUAUUUGUUUCAAAAACUUUACACAGAAGAGCGAUUUGAAUCGUCACAAAAUCAUCCAUACCAAAAAUCUUCCACAUCAUUGCUCAAAAUGCCAACAUGGGUUUGCCGAAGAAAGCGAUAAGAAUGAUCACGAACAAAAGUGCAAACGUCGUCAUUACAAAUGUGGUUUGUGUGAAUUCAAUACACAACAGAAAUCAAAUCUACAAGCUCACAUGCAAAUCCACAGCGGAGACAAACCAAAUGAAUGCCCGAUUUGCUUCAAAGGAUUUACAACAAAGAAUCACCUGAAAAAACACUUACGCACUCACAAAGACCAGCUGCCGUUUGGUUGCUCAAAAUGUGGAACACGGUUUGCCACCACAAAAUCAAAACAACUCCAUGAAGAGCGCUGUACAUGCCUUCGAUAUAAUUGUUAUCUUUGUUCGUACAAAUGUUUUUACAAGACGGAGCUACAGCGACACAUUCAAUCAAAACAUACUGGUGAAAAACAAUUCCAAUGCCACAUUUGUGACAAACGUUUUACACGAAAUUAUUAUUUAAGCCAACAUAUGGCCGUACAUCAUGAUCAAUUCCCCUUCCGGUGUUCAAAAUGCCGUCUGGCAUUCUCUCAAGAACGCCUGAAAAUCGAACACGAGACCAAGUGCGGUGCUCGUCAUUACCAAUGUUGGUGA